CAGCUGAUUGGCUGUCUGUCUGUGUGAGGAAACGGGAAGCUGUGUGGUUCUUCGUGCGUUAGUGAUUUAAGAUUAACGCGAUAGUGACGAAGCGCUGCUUUAUCUGUGUGGUGUUUUAUUGUCCGUAGGAACAGCCUGAAACAUGGGGUGCUUUUUCUCUAAAAAGUCCAGGAGAAAAUCUCCGGAUAAAGACCUCUCAUUGUCGCCCGACAACACCAGCGGUAACCAAGAGGAACCUAAACAGUACAGCUGGGACAAGAGGGACAAGGUCGAUCCGAAAGACUUCACGCUUUCUGGUUUGAAGGACACCACCGUGGGACGUCUGCCCGGGAAACUGAACGGUCAGCAGUUUGUCAUCCAAGACUGCGAGAACUGCAACAUCUUUGUGUUUGACCAUUCGGCCACGGUCACCAUCGACGACUGCGUCAACUGCCGCGUGGUGCUCGGCCCAGUCAAAGGCAGCGUCUUCUUCCGGGACUGCCGAGACGUUAAGUGCGUGGUGGCAUGCCAACAGUUUCGAACCAGGGACUGCAAGAAAAUGGACGUGUUUCUGUGCUGCGCCACGCAGCCCAUCAUCGAAUCUUCUACAGGGAUGAAGUUCGGCUGUUUUCAGUACUAUUACCCCGAGCUGGCCUUCCACUUCAAGGACGCGGGGUUGAGCAUCUUCAACAACAACUGGAGCAACCUACACGACUUCACACCCGUUUCAGGAGAGAACAACUGGAGUCUAAUGGCGGAGGAUGUUGACGUGUUGGAGUACGUUCCUUUACCCGAUCCCGAGUCUGAGUUUAAAAGCGUCCGCGUGUCCACUGAUAAGAACCGCAGCAUCGUCCCUCUGACCAAAGGAGGGAGGAGAAAGGAGAGCGAGGAGUCUUGUCUGUUCGUCUUCUUCGCAGGAGAUUACACCACGGCCAACGCUCGCAAGCUCAUCGAUGAGGUGACCGCCAAGGGCUUCGUCCUCGUCCAGACCAAAGAGGUGUCCAUGCGUCCUGAAGACGUGAACAGAGUUUUCCAGAACAGUGCAGAGGAGCUGACCGAGUGGACGGCUAAAGGUCCCGUGGUGGCUCUCGAGCUGAAUGGAGACGGCGUGGUUGAAGCCUGCAGGAUCAUCGCUAAUGAGGUGUUCGAUGGAACAAAGGUGUUUGUUUCUGAGAGUAAAAACUCAGCCUCGCAGGACGUCGAUAACUUCUUCAACUUUGCUGACAUGCAGAUGGGCCUGUGAACAAAAGGAUAUUCAUUUUGUUUUAAUUUUUUUGUAAUAGAGACGUUUUUCUAUGUUCAGUGUUUCUCCGACUAGACGUGAACUAGAGUUCAUAACCUGGUUGUGAAAAUGGUGAAGCAAGUUCAGAGUUCACUCGCACAUCUCUCUCAUGUUUUAAAGUCGGUUUAAACCUGUGGUUCUCGGUUGUGGAGUCGGGGAGAAAGCCCUAGAGGUCAGGAGGUUCCUCUAGUUCCUCUCAAAGUUCUCCAAAUCACAAGCCGCCGUUAUUAGAGUUCUUUUGGAGUGUUCGUAGUUAUAAACGCUAACUUUAAUAACACGGGAUACUCAGUCAGAUUUAGGAGUCUGAAUCAAAUUGUUUUGACUUGUUUAUUUUUAGAUCACAUGAGAUUAAAGUGUCCUCAAAACUCUCAGCGAUGGUGGGAAAAGAAAGUUCAGGGAGAAAUCACCUGAGCCAGAGCUAAAGAAAUAACUCUUUAAUUCUUUAAAUAACUUGUUUGCCGCACCUACGGAGUUUAUUUCCAUUUUUUUUAUGUUUAGCUCAGGAAGCCUGUUUGAUUCACUUAAGACAGGUGAGUCGAUUCGCUUACUGCUGAGUCGAUUCACUUACCGAUUCAAAUCGCUUUCUCACUAGAUUUCACGUGGAAGUGGACCAAGACCACGUGACUCAGACCAAGUUCGGAUCGGAGUCUGAACUCCGUGAUCUGACCUAAAUAAAGAUUCGCACCGAUUCUGUUAUUGUUUAUAAAAAUGUUUUCUGGGAAAAGGAAGCACACAACGUAGUUCCAGGAAACAGUUAAAUAUUUUAAAUAAUUAGUCUAAAUAUCUCCAUAUUCGAUUUUAAUAUAUGUAUAUUUUUUUAAACAUCCAACUGACUCCCCGGCUACAAACCCUUCGACAACCCUUUGGUUUAAACAACUAUUUUCUGUUUUAUUUUUGUUUUAUUUUACCGUACUGCUGCUAAAUUGUACGUUUUUGCAGGUUCGAUAAUUUAACGCUGUUUUUUUUCCCCCCCAAAUUCUAUUUUCUUUCUCUCGCAUUUUUGAAAGAUUGUUCUCAUGAAAACCUUUGAGCGUCGCUGCUCCGUUGCACGGUUCGUCAUGCUGAAAAUAAUAUAAAGUUUAAGCCAGACGUGUUUAUUUAUCCGUGAGUGCUGUCUGUAUAUACGCUCGGUUUGGAAAUCAGAAACCAUCCGACUUUUCACCACAGAAUCAAAACGUUCUGCUUUCCUCUGCUGUCGAUGCUGAAUAUCUCUCUUAUUAGACUCUUUGUGUUUUGGUUUGGUUUUAAAAGAGGACAAAUCAGUUGAGUUAUUUAAAGAAAUGAAAGAUUAUCUGAAGCCGAUGUGUUGCCAAUCAAAUGUACGAUCCUGAAUGUACCGCUCUAUGAUGCUGUUUCUUUAUGUGUCACCUGUUUUUAUACAGAAAAAAAGAGAAAUGUUACUCCUGUGACCAAACAAGUUUGUUUUGUACAGAUGAGGAAAAAACACACUGUAAUAUUUUAGCGUACUUUUGUAUGUUUUGUUUGUUCUCGUUUGUACGAGGUAGUUUUGUAGAAAUGAUUGUACACUGAUUUAUUAAUAUAUAUUUCUUCUGUAAA
This is a messenger RNA of Tachysurus fulvidraco (yellow catfish), 2818 nucleotides long. It is a transcript of the gene rp2, whose product is annotated as RP2 activator of ARL3 GTPase. The transcript is spliced from 5 exons. Lineage: Eukaryota; Metazoa; Chordata; Actinopteri; Siluriformes; Bagridae. Gene Ontology annotation, molecular function: GTPase activator activity. Gene Ontology annotation, biological process: post-Golgi vesicle-mediated transport. Gene Ontology annotation, cellular component: cilium; periciliary membrane compartment. Bases 143 to 1222 code for a protein of 359 amino acids. The record is from RefSeq and is a predicted model, not a curated record.